AUGCCGUACGAUCUAAAUCUAUUCAGUAUCUACAAGAAGUUCAAAAGAUUUGUACGCCGGCCGGAGCACGAGGAGCAUGCAGACGAGCCCCCCGAGCAGCCACCACCGAAGCCGAAGCCAGCGCCCGUCGCGCCGCGCCCGCCCCCGCCAGUCCCAGCGCCCGCGCAACCUGCUCCACAACAACCUUCAGCUCGUCAGACGCGAGCCAAGUCGCCGACUGGGAACUCGACCAGGAGCGUCAAUAAAUCAGCUGCCGCAGUCCGCAAGCUCGUCCGCUUCAAGUCGUCCCGACUCUCCGAGCGCCGACUUGAGAAAUGGAGCAAGAAGGUCGAAGAGCGCAUGCAACGGCGCCAAGCCGUAAACGCCAAAAACAAGAUCCUCCACGCGUUCGCCACGGCGUUCCCAUCGUCUUCAUCGGAAAGAUCGAAAGAAGCGGCCGCAAACAAGAAAUCAGCCAGCACACCGACCGACAAAUCUGCGAAUCGAAAGAAUUCCGGGACGCCGGGCGGCAAGAGAUUUGGCAAUCCCGGGCCGGACGGAAAGGCGAUUUUGGAGUGUGGACAGCCUUUCUGGGUUGAUCCCAAUGCUGAUGAGGAAGCACCCACCGACAGCACAUUGCCACUCAACGCCGACGUCAUGCUGGAUGUGCUGCGCGGUAAAAUCACUCUGAAGCCAAUGCCGAACGUCCCGGUGAAGCUGGACCCGAUGGGGAAACUAGAAGACCUGGAGCGCAUGCAGCCCUUCUUCGACUCUGAGAUCAUCUACGGCAAUACGGUGCGGUCGAUGAUCAAUGCAUCCGAAACUGUUAACACGCGCUCGUCGGACCAGAGCGAACGGAGUCAGCGUUCAAAGUCUAGCAUGGCCAACCCCGCGAAUAAGAGCAACCAGCGCAAACGGAAGUCCUUCAAGAUCACCGAGCCGACGUUUAUGAUGAGGUACUCGACGCCACUGAAAAACAAGGACUUCCGCCGUGAAGAGUAUCGCCAUAAUUCGUCGCGCGUCGAGACCAGCAGUCGCAGGAGUGGAAGCAGAAAU
This is a messenger RNA of Mesorhabditis spiculigera, 1035 nucleotides long. Lineage: Eukaryota; Metazoa; Nematoda; Chromadorea; Rhabditida; Rhabditidae. The record is from the annotation of a GenBank genome assembly.